AAAAAAUGUACGAGAACGUUUUUAUCGAACAAUUAUUGCGUGAAAUUACACACCUCGCCCACUUGUUUUUCUUUUUAGCCUGCUUUAGUGCCAGCUUCGUUUUUCUUUUCCUUUUGGGAAAAUGUGCUUGCUUCUUUGGUUUGGGCUGGGCUUCUGUCAGUGGUGUCAAACCAUCGGUUAAUAGAAAAGCAGAUGUAAUUGGGGAGCUUUUCGUUCUGCGAAAUGGCAGAAUUACACCCGUCGCCUUGGCGAAAAAUGACUCCUUGCUGUCCACUUUCUCUCCCGUGGCUCCCUCUUCUCCUGUGGAAGCCUCUUCUUCUGUAGUUCCGUCCUCCGCUGUUCUUGCUUCUCCUUGUGCUGCUCCCUCUCCUUCUGAUGUUGCCUUUUCGUCUGUGUUUGUCUCCCCUUUUGGUUUGCCCUCUGUGACCUCUGAGGGUACUCAGCAGUCUUUCUCUCUUCGUUCGGUGCCUGUCUCGUCUUAUGCAAAGGACAGACAGUGCUACUCUAUUGACUGUGCGUGUGUUGCGGGCUUGCCCUGCGUUAGUGGUGGUAGGUUGCCUACCUUCCCGCCACCAAUGAAAAAACUUUCUUCUGCGGUCUCCUUUGGUCUUGGCUGUGAAGCCAUCACGCAAGCUUUGCUUGUGAAUGGUAUUGCUCCUGCUGCUGAUUUUGUUGCAAAUGGUGAUCCUUCUUCGGCUUCUUCUUUGGCCAUAGGUCAAGUCUUUUCCUCCCUCGGUGUUGCUGGGGCUAUGUCAGGUACGUCAGGUGAUGUCGUAUCCGAUAUGGAUAUCGAUGACGUGGCUGUCCCUGUUUCUGGGGAGUCUGACGAUUUGGGUGUGUGUGUGGUUUCUUCCACGGUUACUUUGGACCCUUCUGUCGCCUUGGCCCCUGCCAAAAAAGAGGUAUGUGGUGUUUCUUUGCCUCCUUGUGGUCUGGACUUGCUUUCUGCUGCUGCUUCCGCCGUUGUUGCCGAAGAUGGUUUGGUUGAUGGUGUUUCCUUGCCUCCUUGCGGUCUGGACUUGUUUUCUGCUGCUGUGUCUGCUGUUGUUGCGGAGGAAGGUUUGGUUGGCGGUGAUUGUUCUGCCAUUGAGAAUUCUGGUGUGGUUCCGGCUCCCGUGGUUCCUGUUGCUGCUUUGCCCCGUCCGGUGGCUACCCCUCGUCGUCUUCGUUCCGGCUGUCGUGUAGCAGAGUCGUCUGCUGUUGGUGCUGCUCCUAUCGCACGUACUGUUGCGGAUGUUCCUCUUUGCCCUCCUGCUUUUUCCUCUUCUCUUUGUGAGAAACAACAGAGUCGAGGUAAGCGACCAAAUGACGCUCCUCCUCCUCCAGCAACCGUUCGCGCUUGCUAUGUCCCUCCUUUGUCUGUUGCUUCUGCAGCUUCCUUUGGUUCCGUUUCUGCUUUUCCGGUUGUUGCUUCGGUCCCUUCUUUGUCGUCUUUGGGUUCUGUUGCUGCUGGCUCUUCUGUUUCUGUUGCUGCUGUCUCUUCUGCUUCCUGUUUCUGCCGUCUCGUCUGUUUCUUCUGUCCCUAUCGUUGAGGGAUCC
Mucor mucedo is the source of this 1539-nucleotide messenger RNA. RefSeq lists its product as uncharacterized. NCBI's taxonomy places the organism in Eukaryota, Fungi, Mucoromycota, Mucoromycetes, Mucorales, Mucoraceae. The record is from RefSeq and is a predicted model, not a curated record. The transcript has 2 exons. Bases 6 to 1532 code for a protein of 508 amino acids.